AUGAAUCUUGUUCGGCAGCUGGAUAUUCUUGCAGAUACAGUUUACAUCGAGGUAAUUAGAACUUACCACCAAAUACUUUAGUGGGGUUUUGCUCAGUUUUGUUCUUCGGAGCGUGGGCUCAUUUCCCGGCCAGCGGCUGGUUAUUGAGCCUCCACUCUGAUAGGUAAAAACUAUUAUAAAUGGGUCUCAAGGAAAAAUAAUAAAACAAUGAAAACAGAUUAUGAGGGCGGGGUGGCUUUGACAGUUGACGGUUUAUUUUAUAACAUCCCGUAACAAUAUGAGUCAGUUUCGUGUGAAGAUCUGACGCUUUUUUUUAUUCUUACAGGGUGCUAUUUCCCUUCAUGGAGUCAAAACUAUUCAAAUAUUUGCAAGAGAGAUAAUUUCUUCCCGUGGAAGUAAGGUAGAUUUCUCUGCACCAAAUUGGAACCAGAUGUUUAAAGAAUCAAUUAGGCCUGGAAAAGAUGGAGAAAGUGGGGAACCUGGUAUCACUGGGCCACAGGGUACGUAAUUUAAAGCGUUUACUUACUGGCCUGCAUAGCAACUGCUCGACAAGGGUGCGAGUAGCUCGCGCGCGACUGAGAGAUAGCAGACUCCCUUACCCUUCGCGCGCGGGACUUCUCGCGCGCGAACAUCACCUUGAAUCACCCUUACUUGCAUCGAGCCCUCGCUACGAGAGCUAAAUCAGCCCAGAUAUUGGACACAGGUGAAGAGGCCCUCAAACUCCAAUUCUUUUCCAUUUCAUUCAUUCAUUUUUUAGUUUUAUUUCUCAUUCAUUGACAAAACAGCCUUCCUUUUACGUAGUCCACAUACACUGUGACCACAUCUUUGGGAAACUGGAGGUGAUUUCGAGCGGCGGAAAUGGACACAAGGGACAAGAUGGCGGCGAUGGAGCUGCAGCGAGAGAUAGCAAAGAUGUGGUAAGCAUAAGCGACAGCGGCAAGCACCUUGCAUCAUUAGUUUGACAGAGUCCACUUUACUAUGUUUAUGAUGCGCAGCCGCGUGAGUCCGCAGGAAAUUUUGACCACUUUGGUGACGAAUAUCGUUGCUGCUAAGAAUAAAGACCAAACCACUAUCGACUCGUUUUUUACCACAAUAUCGACGUCAAAAUACUUUUUCUCUCAGUACGUGACACGUUGCGUGACACGUUGAUGCGGACAGCGUUGUCUGUACUCUUAUCAACAAUAGCAAAUUGGCCAAUCAGAUAACGACAUUACUGCAACUUGCGGUAAAACCAAUGACAGGUCACAGCUGACGUCAAAAGGUGUAAGAACAUAAAAGUUACACGCGAGGUGCAGCUGAAUGGAUCACUGAUGUUGUUACCAUAUAGUCAUCUAGUGAUGUUUUCUAAACGCUCAAAGGGCAACACAGCAUAAAUUCGUUUUAUAUCAUUUCAGUUAUUAAUGUCUAAAAUUCGACCUUUCUUAACAAUUUUCUAGCGACCAGAUGUUUCUGCGAGUGUUUGCGCUGGUCGCAGUUAUAAGUGCUAUCGUCGUAGGCACAAUGGACCACCCGGCAUCCGAGGAAAACGUGGACAAAAAGGAGGGAAUGCUGGGAUACCUGGUGAGGCAACGAAUGUAUCAUUUCUUGAUAUAUAUUGGUGUCCAGACUUCUCCUUACAGGUGUCACUGUCCCAGUUCUGCCUGGCUAGAAGCAGUACGUACGGUUUACGUUGAGUCACACCAAGAGACAAUAGUUGCAAACAUACAUGAUAAAUCAGGAAAUGGAAUCGGUUUUCGUAUGAAAGGGAAAAGUAAAGUUAGAAUUUUGUGUUAGACAAAUAACUAGGGUUGGACCUUUAUGAAUAAUGCAAAGCUCGGUAUAAUCGAUAAUUCUCGCCAUCAUGCUCAAUUUCAUCCAGUAAAAUUUAUAGUUUUAAGUCUGUUUACAAAUUUUGAAACUAAACUUCCGUGAUAUAUGAAAUUUUGUAAAUUUUGACCUUUUAAAAAGUGUGUGCAAAUAAAAUUGUGCGAGAGUUUAUUAUCUCUUGCACUUUGUAGAAAUGUCGCGUGAAACUACAGACAACAAACGCACAAGCAGCUCAUUAUGCAAAUGAAAACCAUGUUAUCAUGUAACCGCCUACGCAUGUGUGACAGGGCUAUUCUCGGCUAUCCUUACAAUCAUACGAAAUAGGACUUGACACGUGGACUUUAAUUUUCGUCCUAGUCCCCCACAUCCCAUGUAAGAGUGAUGAGAAGGUUUGCGUUAGGAAACGAUGUACUCGAACCUACCGUCCAUAGACUAGACUUUGUUUAAACACUACUCCAAACAUUGACUAAAUAAGUUAACAAUUUUUUUAGGGAGUGGAGGACAUAACGGACGUGUAUUCAUCCACUCUGGAAGGUUAAACGGCCAAGUUACUAUUCAUUCAUGCAUAGGUCAUGGGGCUCAGCCGGCCAAGAACGGGGUCGGUGGAAAAGGUGAAAGGUUCACUAUGAUCAUUGGACAAAAGGACUAAUGAACAGCCAAUGAACAAGGGGUUAAAACAUCGACGUGCACGUGAAUACGCAGGGGUUCAAAAGAAUACUAUAUAACAUUGUAAACGUGCUUUUCUUUAGGUUUCCUUUAAUUUAUGAAUUCGCUUUCAUCAAGCCUGAAACGCUUUUGUCGUAGUUAUGGUAAGCUAGUUCGUUCCCUUUUCAUUAUUUCUCGUCAAGUUGCAAUUAAAGGUUAGUCUUGUGAACAAUAAUGCAACUCCUUUCAUAAUAACAUUAUCUAGGUGACUACUGUGGCACCGAAAAAAAAAGCUAAAAUUCCUGCCUUGAAAUAAAGAAUAGGCAGUGUGAGCUCGGUAUGGUGGGAAUUUGUCUGAGAAAGGAGAAGCGAGGUUAGAUUUCAGCGACUGAGUACUCUAAACGUUUUUUGCUUUGCAUAGUCCUCAACAGUUACUUUGCUCGUGCAGACUUGGGCUUCUUGGGAGCAGUGACGUUAUCGAGAGAGACUUAACCGAAUCAUUCCCAACUUCACCUAAAAAACAGGAAGAGAGGGCGCAUGUAGGGGCUAAGUAGGCUAUUGGUCACCCUAUUGAUUCACGUGACGUCGCAGUUUGCUAAAUAGGAUUAUUGUUCCAGGUGGUGCUGGUGGUCUCGGAGGGAGAGGAAGGGAAUGUACAUUUCUCAAGUACGUGUUCAAGUGUGCCACUGCAAGAAUGAUUGGAAGAGGUCCCCAGGGAAAACGUGGUCCAGAUGGAACAUCGGGAAAUAGUAAGUUUUACAAAGACACUGGAACCUUAACUAAUGGUAAACACUCGGGAAAGAGUAGAUGUCUCCCAAAAAGAUGUGUCCAUUCUGUAAAGCUUAAGGUUAUUGGCACAAUCUUUAUACAGUGGGACUUUCCUACUAGUGAUACCCUCAAAACUACACAAGGUGUCCCUUUAAACGAUUGUGUCCUAUCAAUGAAGGUAACAGAUUCAUAGGUUAUAUGCUGGGGAACUUCUAUUUAGGGCACACUGUUGGAACUUUAAAAAGUGUCCCCUAAAUCGAGAGAUCCCUGUAGAGAAGGCAACAUGUGCAAAUGUUAUAGAGUGGCAACUACAUUUUAGGGGACACCCUUGAGACUAGGAGGAGUGUCCCUUGAAUAGUCCACGUUUACAGUAAUAACUAUCCUUCGGCAAAGGAGAAAUUUUCCGUUGCUCUCACGAAAGUACAUUCACAUAACAAAACAUGCGUUCAACUUCAACAUUUUAAAACCAAGAAUAUCAAGAAGAGUCUCGUAAAUUUGUUUCUGCACAAAAGGUGAAAUUCUUUGUCGCGACGUUCUAUCUAAAAUCAAUAAUAGAUUCUUCAUUUACCAAGCUUGGUCGAUAAAGAUGACUCAAUAUCACCUCAUGAAAACGUAAUAAUGAAUCGUGGCUGUAACAGAAAAGGACUGCAGUGCAGGUCAGUUGAUAUCCAGCCAUCUUUACCAAACAAACUUGGCUGAUUAAAAAUAUCAGAAGCUCGCAUAUUUCUGCGCAUUUUGAUUUCUUUUUUCCUUUCAGCGCCUUUAACUCCGGGUAGGGAUGGUUCUUUCCAAGCACCACCCAUCUAUCGAAGCGGGGAACUGCAACCAAAAAUAAAAAUAAAGUAUCCUCUGGAUCUCCUUCAUGUCAUGCACAGACAGGCUGAGGACUUGUUACUAAGCAAUAGUCACAGUCACAAAGGCAGAGCCGCUUUGAAAUUCAUACUGAGCCUGGCGAACGAUAGAAGUGACGCGGAAGAUAUCAAAAAAGGUGAAAAGGUUAAUUUAUAUGCACCAAUGGGCACGCGUGAUGCUAAGGAUUCUCACACCUUUCCGACUGAGGGCUUAAAGGAGAUAAUUACCCUUCGUUUUAAACCUAACCAUUGCGUAGUCUGACCAACCAAUCAACUAUUUGACAUUUAAUAACCUCUCGAUCAUUCUGAGUAUUGAAUUUCUCUGUUGAUAUAACACAACGUGUAAGUCACGAAAGCGUCAAGCUCUCCUGAAUCUUGCUCAACUCUUACGUUUGCUCGAUCGUUGGGUUGAAUUUUUAACAAUGUAUACGCUAAUGUAUGAAUUUCGCCCUCCCCCCCACACCUCAAAAAAAAAGGAAACGAAGUGGUUCUUGCAUAGCUCGUUGGCACAAACAAACUUUGAGGCAUUCUCAACAGCGUCUUGAGUUUCAUUAAUGAAUUAAUUUGAUUUGUGACAAUACACUUGAAAGCGGUUGUUAAAAAAGCUUCAUAAUUAUGAAAAAUAUCAGGAUAUUGAACAUGCGCUUGCAGUAAUUUCCCUAUGGUCCCUAUCGAUAUGUUGAAUUAGCCAAUAUUAAAACAAGUAGAAGAUAACUCUUAAUCUUUACUACAGACGUCAGGAGAAAGCUGGGUUUCCUGGGCAAAAAAGGCUACGACAUUUUUGGAAAGAACGUCCUGUUUGCCCCGCGUGUCAAGUGGGAAGCCCUCGAGGGAUCAGUAGAGAAUGUCAGAAAGGCGGCUGAAAUUUACGAAGAAGCGUUUAACGAUAUCACGUCUACUGAGCAGAACAACCAAGAUUUCAAAACGGUCAGCAGUGAUAUUAGCUAAGUUAAGAAAUAAAUAACACCUUGAAAGCAGCUUAAGAUUUUAACUUACCGUUCAAUUUUUGUAAAGAGCGUCGUGAAGGCUCAUGACUUAUUACCACGAGAAUUGCCUUUCCUUUUUACAUGCAAUCCACUCCCCGACAAAUUUCCAGGUGGACUGAUUGUCGAAAUAAGAGUUGAUUCAGUAAGCGACCGCUAAUAUUUGUUAUCCAAUCAGUAUAGAACUAAAUCUUUAGAAUUAACUUUCGAGAAGGCUACGGCCCCUAGAAUAUCGAUCGUUUUUUAAAACUGAUGAAUCUUAAAGAAAAAGUAGGCUCCUUAUGCCACGUAGCUAUUAUCUCCGACAUUAAAUAGUACAUUUAUGAACAUUUAUUGCUUACCGUGUUUUGAGAUUCCAAAAAGUAAUCUAACCGUUGGAAAAUUGUCUUCAAUUCCAAGAUGGCUGCUAAAAUGUCAUCAGUGUCAGAGUUACAAGUCAAGGCAGAAGCUGAUAGGCUCAACGGAGCCCGAGACAGCGCCAUGUCCGAAAAGAGGACGUAUGUCAAGGUAUUCAUGCAUAUACCUUUUUCAAUGUUAACUAAAGGAUAAUUUGUCUUACUUUUGCUUAAGUUUUAUGCAGAUACUUUCCCAAUGAAUUGGAUGGUUGAAACAUUCGCCAAUCACAAUUGGUGAAAACCAACAGAUCACUGCGAUGCAUUUUGAUUCGUUAAGUGUCGGGUUAUCUAUAGAUUAAAACAAAAGCCGUCAAUCGUCAGAGCAUUUCUUCAAUCUCGUACCCAGAUCCUAACGUUUAGCUGUAACUGAUGUGUACGACAACAACCGCUUGGCUGUGGAAGGCUUGGGAACGAGACUAGUAUUUGAUAAGUGUCCGGCUGUUGAUUCUCAACUCAAAAGUGAAGCUUCUCAACGGUUACAUCCGGUUGAAAUGAGAAGCUCGGGUUUGUUGAGUGGACAGAAAUGCCAUAUGGCCAUGGAGUGAAAAAUCAGAAACAGAAAUUAAAUAUGCGCGUUUGAAUUAGCAGCAAACGAGGUGCAAACUCUUGAAAGCAAGCAGGAAAGAGAUUGAAAUGAAUAAAUGGGAAUGGAAAGAGGUCGAACAAAUAUACAUAAAGAAAUCGAAACAGAAAUAAGAAAGUUAAGACAGAAGAAAAAUGGAAUAUUGAAAAAGUGAUUAGAAGGGAGGAAAGAGGAAAUAUAUAAGUAAGUGUAUUGCGUGAAAAUGUAAUGAAAAUCCUUUUCUCAAUCUCUAAUGACUUAUCGUUAAUAUUCCUCUGCAGUCAAUUCAGCAACUAGAGGAACAACUAGCCAGUUUACUUCUUGAACUAAAACAAAUGUUGCCUAAUGUUUAUGACCAAGCAAAAUUCAAUCCCGAUGACUUGUUAGCGAUACUUCAGGGUAUUACUGGGUUUGUUGGAGCAAUUAAAGGUAAGGACCCUUUGGAUUUUAUCGACACAGCUCUUGGCCUGGCUGGAUCACAGUCCGGAAAGCAGUGUCUUGGUUCUCUUGAAAGCAACCUGGGAAGUAUCAAGAAAUGGUUGACCUUUGGGAAGGUUUACACUCCCCUUGUUGAUUCUAGCGACUUAGACUUCGACAAACUCGAUGUUGCUUCUGUGCCUGAAAUAAUGCAGGUACGGAAUCUCUUUGUGAUCUUGAUUAGAAAUGCUAUGAGCCCACCAUAAAUGCAAUCGUUUAUACUUGCAAAGGUUCAAACCAAAGACAAAGAAACCAGUUCCUAUGUUCAUCCUUUUUUUUUUCCGAAAAGAAAUUUUUUCUCCGCGCUGCUUCAAAUAGACAAGAAAGACAAUUAAUCUUAUACCCCCUCUUUGUCAAUGGCUGCUUCACGCAUCGGUAAGCACCGGCGUCAACUUAGCAAUGAUCCACCUAGUUCGUCAAUAGCUCUUAACUUUUUUCUUCUUUUUUUUCCUUGCUUGAAGGCCAAUCUUGAGAUGAACAAGGAAAAACUCGCAGCCGAAUUAGUUUGCCUCUUAGAUGUGGCCUCCAGACCUCAAGACAUUGCUGGGUUCAAACAAGUUAUGGAGUCAUUUUUCAUCGCUGGAACAGCACGCAUUGAUUUGAUAGGAAAAGUUAUGGACCUCGAUAACGAAAUCGGGGGGUACAGCUUUGAUAUCCCUAUCCUAAGAGAAACACAGAAGGCCAUAACUGAUAUUGGUAAAGCGAAAGGUAAAAACUAGUCAUAUAUGGCUAACCCAAUAGUUUCCAAGUGUGAUUCCUAAUUGAUAUGUACCUUAUAAAGAUAUACAGUGUAGGGUUUAGCACAGCCUAUAUGACCUCUCGUCGUAGUCUGUUUAGCGUGCAAGCAGGCUCUGGUGUUUGGGUCACCCCUUUCGGCUCCUUUUCCAGACACAGCCACCUAUUACGCCAGUGGCAGCCGUUUAUGGUAAAAGUUACUUUUAUGGAAAAAAAAACCUGUAUAUUAAUUGCGAAGCACACCGAAUAUGGGAAUGUGGGAAAGACGAUACAUGGAAAAUAAAUGCAAAUCUUUAAAAAGAGCACAAUUAAUUUUAGAGGUUAGAAGUGGAUCUAUGCCUUCUGCUCGAAGAGAAUACGGUCACCUCGUACCAUGCAAACUUUGUCCGUUCGAGCAAAAAUAAGGGAGCGCUGUCCUUCAACGAUAAAAGCCUGAGUUAGCAUCAGAUGAAUGCGUGUGUGUUAACGUAUCCUUUUUCUGGCUCUUUUCUAGUUUUGGUUGUUUGUUUGUUCGUUUGUUUGUUGUUAUUUUGCUUAUUUUUUAAGAACAAAGAAGAAAAACUAACCAGUUACCGAAUUUACUGCACAGAUACUCCUAUCAGCAAAACUCUGCAACAGACCUUCCUGGAACAUCUUCUCAGCACAUACAGAGAACUGGAACGAUCAUUCAUGAAAAAGGUGUACGAGCUUUACAAAGCCUUCCAGUUUCGUACACUCUGGGAGGGAAACAACCCGCUCUCUUCCUUCCAAAGAGUGGCCAGUGAAAGCGCGCGGGGGACUGGGCGCCUCAAUGGUGCUGUCCAGUUAACGGAAGUGCUUCGUAAGACGAAGGACAUUCAAGACAAGGCUAUGCUUUGUUUCACUAACAAUAUUUAUACCACUGAUAUCAUGAAGUGGAGUUUUGACAACGUUAAAGACAAAGAGGUAAGUACAUGUCCAGUGCAAUACCGCAAAAAAAUACAAGUUCCUCUCAGGACUGCUUCUCUACAUAUUUCCUAAGUGCUGACAAGGAGAACGUGUUAAACAAUCAAGACCUUCUUUAGUUGGUGAUCAUUUUCUUUAUUCUCUUGACCUUAAUGUUUGAUUCAGAGGGUUGUUUUGUAAGGAGAAACUAGAUGCUAGUCACUUUUAGGGAUUAAAUUUUAACUACACUACGAAGAGGAAGAAAAAAAAUUGGUCGCCGAAGAGAUGCUGCGGUUCAAACGCAAUAUGCAUGACCAGUACCAUGUCUUUAUAAAGGAGUAAAGAGAAGACUUCUUAUAUCUUUUUUUAAUUUCAGAUCUUUCAAGAGCUGUACAAAGGUCACACCAAAUUCAGUCUCGACGUCAAAAACAGUUGUACCUCGUGUUACAACAUUCGUCUGCUAAAGGCGAGACACAGUUAAUUUCUCAGCAUUGUCAUCUUUACAUUUCCUGUAUUCCCAAAUUGUGACUUUCUGUUAAUGCAAUUUUUUUCCUAUUCAUUAUUUCUGCUUUCAGAUUUAUGUUGA
Pocillopora meandrina is the source of this 8711-nucleotide messenger RNA. NCBI's taxonomy places the organism in Eukaryota, Metazoa, Cnidaria, Anthozoa, Scleractinia, Pocilloporidae. The record is from the annotation of a GenBank genome assembly.